Ilex paraguariensis (yerba mate) is the source of this 1598-nucleotide messenger RNA. Lineage: Eukaryota; Viridiplantae; Streptophyta; Magnoliopsida; Aquifoliales; Aquifoliaceae. The record is from the annotation of a GenBank genome assembly.
GUCCCCCACUCGUCGUUCCACACUCGUGACACAAACUCUCUCCUCCCUUCCUCUCUCUCUCCGCCCUUCACUUUCUCUCUCUAGACUUCGCCGAGGCACCACCUUGACCACAGCUCCACCACCAUUGAACCACACGCAAAAGGCCAAUCAAAGACUCAUAACCGAAAAAAAAAAAAGUUUCAUUGAUUGAAAGAGAAAGACUCAGUUUGAGAGCUUCUGAUUUGAGUUUUCAGUCUGUUGUACAACACAUCUUCUUCUUCUUCUUCUUCUUUUUGGUGGUGUUAAGUUAAUAACGUGAGCACCGUGGGCGCAAUCUAGUCCAGACCAGACCAUGGCCGAGCUUGCCCAACCGGAAGUGUAUGCGCCGAGAACGAUACAAGUAUGGAGGACAGUGUUGAACUGGUUGGCAUUUUUCUUUCAGAUCUUCGUUCAGAUCAUCAGAGGCACGCCUUCGCUGACUCAAGUCUUCUCUUUUGUUGGCCUUCGACACAAUUCUUUGCUUUCUGAUUCUUCUUCGCCUUCCUUCAAGCCGUUGCCGGUCGUUGAAUUGCAUGAACCGGAGGCUCAGCCAACGGAGGCGGUGCGAAUUUCUGGUGAUGGAUUUGCCGGUGGUUUAAAUGAUCGGAGGUGCGAGAAACUUACGGUGGUUCUUGACUUGGAUGAAACUCUAGUAUGUGCAUAUGAGACAUCUAGUUUACCUGCCAUUGUUCGUACUCAAGCCGUAGAAGCAGGCUUGAAGUGGUUUGAGCUGGAAUGCAUAUCUUCUCACAAGGAAUGUGAAGGCAAACCUAAGGUGAACUAUGUUACAGUGUUUGAACGUCCUGGAUUGCCGGAAUUUUUAAAACAACUAAGUACAUUCGCUGAUCUUGUGUUAUUUACUGCUGGUCUUGAAGGCUAUGCUAGACCUCUUGUUGACAGAAUAGAUGUUGAUAACCGAUUCAGUCAUAGACUUUAUCGGCCUUCAACAAAAAGCACGGAAUAUCGGGAACAUGUGAAGGAUCUGUCGAGCCUAUCCAAAGAUUUAGGUCGAAUUGUUAUUGUUGAUAACAACCCGUUCAGUUUCUUAUUACAACCAGUAAAUGGAAUCCCAUGCAUUCCGUUUUCUGCUGGACAACCACAUGAUGAGCAGCUUCUGGGGGUCAUUCUUCCGCUUCUCAAGCACCUUUCUGGCCAGAAGGACGUUAGGCCUAUACUCUAUGAAAGAUUCCACAUGCCUGAAUGGUUUCAAAAUCAUGGAAUCCCUGCUUCUGAAUGGACGAAGUAGAAUAAAUUUAGACACAAAAGGAAGCUCUUAUUAUUGUUGGAGACAUCAGAAUGGUUAUCUCUUUACAAGGGCUAUAUUUGUUCAUUGGAAUUUGGAAUCAUGAGUUAUCGUACAGUAUCAUAUCAUACACAGGAGCCAUGGACGACAUCUAUAAUUUCUCGCCUCCUUGUGAAGGUUUCCCUGCCACGAUAAGGAAAUAUGUGAUGUAAAGUUAGUGAAAACUCAAGAUUCUUCUGUAACAUUAUUCCUAGGUUGCAAUCUCGUAGGAUGUUCAUUUCUGUUUUAACUUAUAAGUGCUGUAAAACUGCUCUUGAUCAAUAAUAUUGAAUUGAAG